This is a messenger RNA of Haliotis rufescens (red abalone), 2118 nucleotides long. RefSeq names its product sodium- and chloride-dependent glycine transporter 1-like. The transcript is spliced from 15 exons. Gene Ontology annotation, biological process: sodium ion transmembrane transport. Lineage: Eukaryota; Metazoa; Mollusca; Gastropoda; Lepetellida; Haliotidae. Gene Ontology annotation, cellular component: membrane. The coding region runs from base 135 to 1985 and encodes 616 amino acids. The record is from RefSeq and is a predicted model, not a curated record.
AGCAAUAAAUAUGCAACACCACACCUGUCGGUAACUCUAUCUUGGUCAGCGACUGGUAUAAGACCAUAAAACGUAGUCCAGAGGUGUUGUAUCCCCAGGUGUGCGGCAAUCAGCGGAGGGCGCAGUCACCGACAAUGGAGAAGUCAGAUAAUGAGUCAAAAGAUGUGGCGACAGCGGAAAAGGGUGAAGUUGAUGCUGUAUCGGAGAAGGAAAUGAUGGAACGCGGCAACUGGGGCGGCAAGCUGGAGUUCAUCCUCACCUGUGUCGGCUACGCUGUGGGCCUCGGCAACGUGUGGAGGUUCCCCUACCUGGCCUUCAAGAACGGCGGAGGUGCGUUCCUCAUCCCUUACUGGACCAUGCAGCUGUUUGUGGGGAUGCCUCUGUUUUUCAUGGAGCUGUCAUUCGGCCAGUUCGCCAGUCUUGGCCCCAUCACCAUCUGGAAGAUCAACCCUCUGUUUAAAGGGCUCGGCUACAGCAUGGUGAUCGUGUCGGGGCUCAUCGGCGUCUACUACAACGUCAUCAUCGGCUACUGCUUCUUCUACUUCUUCUCCUCGAUGCAGGGAACGCUGCCCUGGUCUCACUGUGACAAUGACUGGAACAGUCCCAACUGCGUCGUUGAUAGCAAUGUGGUCACAAACCACACUAAUCUCACCAUUUCCAACGGCUCCACGAUAUCAGCCAGUGAAGACUACUUUCUGAACUACGUGCUCCAAAUGUCCGAUGGGAUGGAGAACAUGGGUGCCCUCAACUGGCGUCUUGCCCUGUGCCUGCUGUUGGCGUGGUUCGUUGUCUUCGGAGUACUCAUCAAGGGGAUCAAGUCACUAGGGAAGGUCGUCUACUUCACCGCCACCUUCCCGUAUCUUCUGCUGACGGCGCUGCUCAUCCGGGGUGCAACGCUAGAUGGCGCCUCAGAUGGCAUCAAGUUCUACCUGACACCUGACUGGAACCGGCUGGCUGACUCAGAGGUGUGGAGUGACGCAGCCACUCAGGUGUUCUACUCCCUUAGUGCGUGUUCCGGGGGCCUGGUGCUCAUGUCAAGCUUCAACAAGUUCGACAACUUCUGUCUCAGGGACGCCUUGAUUGUUCCUCUCGUGGAUUGUCUCACGAGCUUCUUCUCGGGAUUUGUGGUGUUCACUGUGCUGGGGUUCAUGGCGUACAACAGACAGGUCAGCGUAGCCGAUGUUGCCGCUGGAGGUCCAGGUCUGGCCUUCAUCGCGUACCCAGAGGCCCUGGCCAGCAUGCCGGCCCCCACCGUCUGGGCCAUCCUGUUCUUCUUCAUGAUGCUCAUCAUCGGGUUCAGCUCUCAGUUCUCCAUCAUAGAGACGGUGAUCUCCUCCAUCUCUGACGAGUACGACUGGAUCCUACGGAAGAACUUUCGGAACUCCACCUACUUCCGGGUGUCCCUGUGUGUCGGCUUCUACCUCAUGGCUUUGCCUAUGACUACAAACGGUGGCAUAUAUCUACUGGACCUGAUAGACACUGCCGUCAGCGGUUUCCCCCUGUUGUUUGUCGGUCUUCUCGAGUGUUUCGCCCUCAACUUCAUUUAUGGUUACAGUCGGUUCUCCGAGGACAUCUCCAUGAUGCUGGGGAAACGUCCGGCCGUCUACUGGAGGUUCUGCUGGUGCUUCAUGACCCCCGCAAUGUUAUUUACAGUCAUAGUGUUCAAGUCUAUCCAGUACACUCCUAUGGCUUCUGGUAGCUACAUCUACCCGGACUGGGCGCAGGCCCUCUACUGGCUGGUGGCUCUCUUCCCCAUCAGCGCUAUCCCCGGCUGGUUCUUCUUCCACUUCCUCCGCAAUGGCGGCUUGGAUCUCCUGCGGAAGCUGUCCUCCCCGCUGCCCGAGUGGGGGCCCUCACUGCCGGAGAACAGAACAGGGCGCUACGCCAAGGAGGCCUCUGAAGGGGACGUUGGGAAGGACAAUCCAGCAUUCCAGGGUUCCGACAACCCGCCGUCUUACUCCGAUACUGUGACGACAAAGAUGUAAUCAUUAAGAGCUGAAGAUACAAGUUGGGACAUCGAGCGUAGAUCUAUGUUCAACGUGUCCCUAGAUAUCAUCAACCUAAUAUGUCACUUAUCACUUUCAAUCAAACAAAUAAAAUAUCAGAUAUAGACUGGGU